This is a messenger RNA of Photinus pyralis (common eastern firefly), 555 nucleotides long. RefSeq lists its product as uncharacterized. The record is from RefSeq and is a predicted model, not a curated record. The transcript has 3 exons. Bases 92 to 529 code for a protein of 145 amino acids. NCBI's taxonomy places the organism in Eukaryota, Metazoa, Arthropoda, Insecta, Coleoptera, Lampyridae.
AGUUUUUUUAUCGGCACCAUAAAUGGCGGCGAACGUGCACGAAAAUAUUAGUAAUACUGAAAAGGUACGCCUGAACGCUUGGUGAAUAAAGAUGAGAGCCAUUUUGUGUUUUUUGGGUUGUUUGCUGCUGGUGGACGCUAGACCCUCAUGGGAUAUACUCGAAGGAGAUGGUCACGUCUCGAGUAACAUUCGGGACUGUCACGGCCUCCAGUGUCCAGCGGGAACAGUUGGCUGCAGCAAAAGCAGCGAAACUUCAGCUGACUCCAAAACGGUGAUGGCAACAAUUCAAUGCGAGGACAUUCAUGGAAAAGUCCUAAACUCGGUCACCAAAACCUACGCAAAUCCUCACGCAGGCACUCACGUCUCCAGUUUCUCGUUUACCGGCGAGUACAGCGUGAACGGCGGACAAAUGGUCGGCCAUGACUCAGGAUUUAUGCACUCCACAAACCUGCAACCCGAUUAUCGCUAUAACAAAGAUCGUGAUGGGCACGGUAACCAUUGGGAUAUGGUGGAAACAUUUGAUGAUUAAUUUGUAAAUAAAAAAUGAUAAGACUG